AUGUCCGAAUCGAGCGAUGAUGAGACUUGGAUCCAGUGGUUUUGUAGCCAAAGAGGGCACGAGUUCUUCUGCGAAAUCAGCGAAGAUUACAUAAGAGACAAGUUCAACCUGACGAAUUUGAAUGAACAAGUUCCUUAUUACAGACAGGCGCUGGACAUGAUUCAAGAUUCAUACUACGACUCGGAUGAGAUGGAAGACGAGCAACUCCAUGCAGGUGAUGUGCAAAGAUCAGCAAAAAUGUUAUAUGGACUAAUUCACGCAAGAUUUAUUUUGACAAACAGGGGUAUUGCAAUGAUGAUGGCAAAAUGGAGAGACGGACAUUUCGGCCAAUGCCCAAGAGUUCAUUGUCAGGGCGAGCAUGUAUUGCCAGUUGGAGAAUCGGAUAUUCUUGGUCACAAACAAGUAAAGCUGUAUUGUCCGAAAUGCAACGAUAUCUUCAACCCCAGUACAAAAUACUGUACACUUGAUGGUGCCUACUUUGGGACAGGUUUUCCGCAAAUGGCAUUGAUGGUUCAACCAGCCAACCGACCUCAACCACCCACUUCGUCAUACACUCCUACUCUCUACGGCUUUCAAAUUCAUCCAUCAGCACUUCAAAAUUUCAACAGUUCUGCCAAUGCCAACGAUGCAAAUUAA
This is a messenger RNA of Oikopleura dioica, 636 nucleotides long. NCBI's taxonomy places the organism in Eukaryota, Metazoa, Chordata, Appendicularia, Copelata, Oikopleuridae. The record is from the annotation of a GenBank genome assembly.